This is a messenger RNA of Plasmodium vinckei vinckei, 1341 nucleotides long. Its product is annotated as chromatin assembly factor 1 protein WD40 domain, putative. NCBI's taxonomy places the organism in Eukaryota, Apicomplexa, Aconoidasida, Haemosporida, Plasmodiidae. The record is from RefSeq and is a predicted model, not a curated record. Gene Ontology annotation, cellular component: nucleus. Gene Ontology annotation, molecular function: histone binding. Bases 1 to 1341 code for a protein of 446 amino acids. Gene Ontology annotation, biological process: regulation of gene expression. The transcript has a single exon.
AUGAGUACCCUUCAAGAGUGCAAGAAAAGAAAAUCUAAUGCCUUAGACGAAGCUUGCUUAGAAUUGAGUGAAGGCCCAAACAAUGAAGAAAUAAUAAAAGAAGAAGUUGAAGAUGUUGAAACUCAAUUUUCAAACUGGAAAACAAACAGUGGAUUAUUAUAUGAUUUUGUUUGUAGAAAGGAAUUAGAAUGGCCAUCUUUAUCAAUGGAUUUUGGUGAUUAUAGUGAAGAAAACAUCAAAGAUAAUGUUUUAAAUCAAAUAGUAUGUGUUGGAACCCAUACAUCUAAUAAUGAACCCAAUUAUUUAUAUGUAUGUGAUGUUCUAUUCCCAUUUGAACGAUUGUCACAAGAUAAAUGUGUUUACAAAAUAAAUGAAAGCUAUGAAGGUUUUGAUUUUUGCCCAGAAAAAAAUAAAAUUACAAUUAAAUCAAAAAUAUAUCAUGAAGGAGAAGUAAAUAGAAUCCGAUUCUUACCUUUAGAUAAAAAACAUAUUGUUGUUACUAAAGCAAUUGAUGGAAAUCUACAUUUAUUUGAUAUAAAUAAACAUAGUAUUGAUGAUGCCACAAAUGCUGAUGCCCGAAAAAUGAAACCAGAAAUAUCAUUUAUUGGAAAUAAUUCAGAUGGUUUUGGACUUGAAUUUAAUACUCUGAAAAAAUAUGCAUUAACUUGUGGUAAUGAUGGAACCAUAAAUGUAUAUGACUAUAAUGAUUUAAGUGCAAAAACAUUGAGCCCAUUUUAUUCUGUAAAAUAUAAAUCAGCAAUUAAUGAUGUUUCUCCAACAAAUGAUCCAAAUCUAAUAUUAGCAUGUGCAGAUGAUGGCUAUAUUUUAAUGUAUGAUCUUAGAACUAAAGCAACAGAACCCGCUCAACAAGUUUUAGGCCAACAAGUUCCUGUCAAUGCUAUCUCUUUAAACACUUUUACUGGCCAUUUUGCAUCUGGAAGUGAUAAUGGAAAAAUUAAAGUAUGGGAUAUUAAAAAGUUUAAUGAACCUGCACAUAUCAUUCAUGCACACAAAGAAGCUAUUAUCAGAUUAAACUUUUCACCAAAUGAUUCUUCUAUACUUGCAUCUGCAAGUAAUAAUCGUUUUAUUAACGUUUAUGAUCUAAAUAAAAUCGGUGAAGAGUUAGAUGCAAUCGAUUUAUCUGAUGGACCAUCGGAACUUAUCUUUUCUCAUGGUGGUCAUACACAACCUAUAACAGAUUUUAAUUGGAAUCACCACAAAAAAUUAAAAAUGUUCAUAGGUUCAACAGCUGAAGAUAACACUUUACAAUUCUGGCAAUUAAAAACUGAAUUACUUGAUGAAGAAAACACUGUUUCUACAUCUAAUACAGAUGUAGAAUAA